This is a messenger RNA of Penicillium mononematosum, 1797 nucleotides long. RefSeq lists its product as uncharacterized. The coding region runs from base 1 to 1797 and encodes 598 amino acids. The transcript is spliced from 2 exons. NCBI's taxonomy places the organism in Eukaryota, Fungi, Ascomycota, Eurotiomycetes, Eurotiales, Aspergillaceae. The record is from RefSeq and is a predicted model, not a curated record.
AUGAGUCUGGAUACUACCAAUAGUUCAAUUUUGGAUGACGGUAGAAAUGGUCCUAGGUCGGCUGACACUGAUAUGACCUCACCUGACUUCCCUUCAGGCACGUUUGUGCCUUUCAGCGCUGCCGACGUUGGAGUCAAGGAUGGUCGGAGGAGUUUCAUUGCCACCAACACCUCCAUCCCUCCUAUGCAUAACUUCCCUGUCCGCUCCUCCUCGACGACUGAAACUCGUCAUAAAUCUGCGCCCUUGUCACCUCGACGAAGUUUGACGACUCAUCAUUCGGGCCUCUCCAGUGAUCGUCUUUCUGGUGCCCCACGUCGAACUGACUCCAUGUCUUCAUCUAAUCCCCCUUCAAGACAUGCCUCCCUGCGGUCUGGGACUCCAGUGGGACGUCUGGGAUAUCCAAAUUCAGCCCCGUCCUGGCGAUCAUCGGGCUCUCACAUGCCCUUUGGACCACAUGUCAAUCAAUUCCAAAGCUGUACGGACUACGAGAAUGAUGAAAUAGUGAACGACCCAUUCUACGUUGGCUCACCUGGGGGUGGGACUCUGUUCCAACCGGUCAGAUCACCAGGCAACGCAGGCAAGACCGCUAAGCCACCAAGUCCGAUGCAACGUACCAGUCUCUCCCUAAAGGGCAAUCCUCCCUCCGCACUCAAGGGUGGAAAUCCUCAACGCAAGGGUCACCGACGCCAAAACUGCGUCCGUAUUUCUAUCCAUCCACCCAUGACGUUUGGGUCAUCGACGUUUUCUCCUACCGUCGAAGAAGAACCAGAAGACUUCGACAAAAUGGAGGAGCUGGAUCUGCGUGAGUCCGCAAUCAACAACCCACCAAAACCCUUGCCUUCGCUGCCACCAACUCCACCGUCUCCUCUGUCCUCUUCAAGGCGCAGCAAGUACGGCAGUCGACAUGGCAAGCCCGGACUAGGCUCUCUCGGACCCCUAGUCGAGGAGCCGCAGCUCCAAAUGUAUGACGACGACAGUCCUUGCAAGAAGAGGAGCCGUGCUCCUUCUGCAAUGGCUGGCAAUAAGCUUCCAUUCGAAGACAAUCGCGCUCUCCCUGAACUUUUCACAUCCCUCCCUGUGUCUCACGGCAACUCUCUCACUCACACUCCCUCUUCCGAAAAAGUACCACCUGUAUGGGAGCUGUCCGAUACUCCAUUGCCAUCACAUGAGAACUCCCCUGCCAUGGGUAGCCCACGACGCUCAGCGGUAAAGGGGCCUCGCAGCCAACCCGGCGCCAUUCCAGCUCGCAGACAGACGACUUGCGCCCCCUUAACCUCCUCCCAUCAUACAGAUAGUCCUUUGGCCUCGCCCAACCGCCUCCCUCUUGUCAUGAUGACUGGCGCAGAUCCGCAGACUCACUUCAACGCACGAAAACGGAUGCUCCAAAUCGCUCAUCCCGGCGAGAUCGUGUCUCAGUGUCUAGCAUGGACAACGGACUUGGUCCCAUUGGCGGGUCUGCACUCUACGGCUCCCGCCGGUCCUCAAUGGUCAAAGAUCGUGUUACUAUCUUCGAGGAUUCCAACCAGACUAUCUCCCCUUUCAAGACCUCCGUGCAGGCCCCGAUUGGAUCAUUCCCGCACGCCUGAGUCCUCCCCCACCCGUGACAAGAACAGUGUUCCCCGUUCCACGCCAACCAACCAACAAUUACCACCUCAUAUGUCGAGCCACCAUGCACCCCCGACUCCUACUUCUCCCCGUCGAGGGAUGACUACUCCAACGGGCAAGGGUCUUGGACUUGGAAUUGGAACUGCCACACCUGCUAGCCUUUACGACGGCGAUGGGUUCCUACGGGAAUGA